GGCAGCUCUGCGACACCUUGGAACGCUUGCAAAACUGCCCUGCGACCGCUGCCCGGAACGGCGCUUUUCCUCUGGGAUUCUCGCAUCGGACCCCUCCAGCGCGACACGACGUCCUCGGGAAUCUCAUCGCUGGGGCUAGAGCCUUACCCAACAUCUCCCACGGUGUUGGGCAGCCACACUGAUUUAAGGGGUUUCUUCUUGUUCCCGAUGUGUUUCCGUUACCUCUGCCGAGCCAGCCAGCUGCAACACUGUGAGCCGGCUCUGCCAUCUCUAAAAAGUGCUAAACGGAAAUGCUUUAAAGCCUAAUCAUUCCUCUGAUACGGCUGAUUGACAGUGUAGUCUCACUAACGGUGGGAGAGAUGAUAAGGCGCGGAGGUCAAGAAAGUUGCCCUGAUCACGUUGUUGAAGAAAAGUUUGCCGAUAGUGCCGCAAAAGAUUUGGAAAAAGAUUUGGAGGAAGUAAAAGUCUCUCUCGAGAACAAGACAUUAGCCUUGCAAAGGAUCCAAGUUAUGGUUGCCCUGAGAAACAAAAUGAAGCAAAAUGAUAAUGACUCACGACUGAUCAUGGAAACUACGAAACACAUAGUAACGCUCAGCAAGACAAUAAUUGAUUAUCAGCAGCAAGUACGUGAGAAGGAACAGAAGUUGAUUGACAUUAAAAGGAAAAGACUCUCACUAAAAAAAGCUGGAGGACAGAAACUUCUGCAAAUUCAUACCAUGAUGAAAAAACAGAAGGAGGAACAAGCAGGUAUGAAUGUGAGCACAACACUGGAGAAGAUGCGUGAUAACUUCCAAAAAGAGAGACAUAUCACGACAAUAAUUCAAAAUGUGUUCCAGAAUAUUAUAAUUGGAAGCAGAGUUAACUGGGCAGAAGAUCCAUAUUUAAAGGCAAUUGUUCUACAGCUUGAGAAAAAUGUAUGUUUUCUCUGAGUCAGGAGAAACUGUGGGUUUAAUUUUAUACAGUGUAUGUAAUCAAUGUAGUAAACUUGAUAGAUUAAUAUGUAUCAUGAAAGCACAUUUUAAGAAUUUUAAAAUCUAACCUUUCUCAAAGCCGUUGUUCUCUCAAAGGUCUCUGAACAUGGCCACGCAACUCUUUGAAAUUAAAUUCAGUUCCUGGUCCACAACAGAUGUUUGAACCAGCGGUGUAGCUGAUGAAAUGAUCUGCAGAGCUACUUUUUAGCUGUCCUGUCCCAAGUGCUCAUCUCCCCCAGGCAGUAACACAACAAAGAAGAAUCAUCUCUACAUUUCAAGCCUUUAUGUUAAAGCAGGCUUAAACUACAGCUUUGCCCUUUCUGUCCUCUUCCCCUGGGCACCAUCAGGCUGCCGCGCCCAUACUGGGAGUUAAGUCUGCCUUCGUUUUUUAGUUUCCUUUAUUAAAUUAUUACGUAUAAUUUAAAACACAGGAAAUUUUGUACUAUUGUAAGGAGCUAAGCUGAGCAUCCGGCAGUAGGCACAACCUGUAGAUGCUGUCCCGUGUAGCAAAAUACGACAGCCCUAGGGAAAAUGCAAGAGGUGACGUCAUGCUUACCAGCCGUGCGGGUAGUCGGCAUUUUAAAUAACGUCAUUCCUUCGACAGUUGCGGUUUUGCUUUGUGUUUUGAAAUGACCCAAUCGCAGCGUGCAACGUGUAAAAACGCAGUCGCUUUUAAUGUGGCCAGCGAAUAUCGUCUGUUAAAAGCUGGCCAGGACGUGUGUUGAUCGAAUAAAAAUAAAACGCUGACGUGUUUUGCCGCCUUUCUA
Molecule: messenger RNA, 1738 nt
Organism: Egretta garzetta (little egret)
Lineage: Eukaryota; Metazoa; Chordata; Aves; Pelecaniformes; Ardeidae
Gene: CENPH
Product: centromere protein H
Exons: 8
Coding region: 360-929 (189 amino acids)
Biological process (GO): mitotic spindle organization; chromosome segregation; kinetochore assembly
Cellular component (GO): nucleus; kinetochore
Molecular function (GO): kinetochore binding
Source: RefSeq, a predicted model, not a curated record